Messenger RNA from Anopheles marshallii, 444 nucleotides. RefSeq lists its product as uncharacterized. The coding region runs from base 1 to 444 and encodes 147 amino acids. The transcript is spliced from 3 exons. Lineage: Eukaryota; Metazoa; Arthropoda; Insecta; Diptera; Culicidae. Gene Ontology annotation, cellular component: extracellular region. The record is from RefSeq and is a predicted model, not a curated record.
AUGAGUUACACCGCAUUUCAAUUGGAAGUUCUCGAACGCCACAACCAGCUACGUCCCAAGCACUCGGCCUCACCUUUGCAGCUCGAUGCUGGUAUGUGUCAAUAUGCACAACAAUGGGCUAAUUACAUUGCAAGUCGGAAUGUCAUGCAACAUCGCUCUAAUAACAAAUACGGAGAAAAUAUCUACGCUGCUUUUGGGAAAAGUAAUGUCACUGGCACCGAAGCCGUGGAUGCGUGGUAUAACGAGAUCAAGGAUUAUACAUUCGGGGCGGCGAACCCGUCAAACUUCUCGCAAGUGGGCCACUUCACGCAGGUGGUGUGGAAGAAAUCACGCAAAAUAGGGGUUGGAAUUGCUGCACAGGGGAAAAACAUUUACGUCGUUUGCAACUACGACCCUCCCGGCAACUAUGGAGGCCAGUAUUCCGCCAAUGUGACAAGAUCGUGA